GGGCCGCGGGGCUCGGGCCUAUUGGGGUGGGCGGGGCGGAGUCGGGUCGCUAGUAUCCCUGUGGUCCUCUCCACACUCCGCGGGGUCUGAAGGACUUAGUGGGGUGGCCUCCAGCCCGGCAGCGGCGGCGGAGCCUGACGCCGAGCGGGGACCUUCUCAAGGCCCCGGGACGCGUCUGUGGGUGCCGGGGGCAUCCACGGGGCGUCCCCAUGAUAACUGGGGACGCCCACAGGGCCUGGACCGAGACUGGCGCCAGCCCUCCAUCAUAUAGCCGCCUUGGGCCAUUUCUGUAGACACUGUUGAUCGUCUUUAUGGACUGAACGGAGGCUAGGGUCUGAUCAGAGGGUUCUGGGGCCAUCUUGAGAUCUUGAGACAUGUCCCAGGGGUGAAGGAGGUCUGCAAGAGCUGAGGAGUAUCUGCUGAGCCAUCUGUAGCUCUGGGGUAUGUCGGUUGGGGCUGGGAAGUGUCUGCAUGGGCUGACCUGAGGAUGCCACUCACCGACAUGGGUCUGGGGCCAUUUAGCAAGCCUGAAAGAACUGUUCCUGGAUUAGGAAGUCGUUUAGGGGUGGGAUGUACCCACGAAGGGAGGGAAUCGAAUACUGAGAUGUGCCGAAAGGCCUGGAUGGGUCUCCAACGUCUGGGGAGAGUCUAAUCUGACUGACAGAAGGCUGGGGGCAGUUAGAAGGACCUGGAACCAUCUCGGUGGCUUUGAGUGUGCCUGCAAGAGUGCGGUCUCUGUGCCUGGAGCAAAUGCAAAUGCCUUUUGGGGCCAGAUAAUCAGAUGGAGAAUAAAACAAAGGAGAGUAUUGGAAAAUUUGCGGAGCGCAAUUGUACUUGCGCUUUAGAAGGUGACCAUGGAGGAAGAAGAUGAGUCUCGAGGGAAGACAGAGGAGUCGGGUGAGGAUCGGGCCGAUGGGCCGCCGGACCGAGACCCCACGCUUUCUCCUACUGCCUCCAUUCUGCGGGCCAUUCAGCAGGCUAUGGGAAGUUCCCUGCAGGGAGAUCUGGCAAAUGAUAAAGAUGGCUCUCAGUGUCAUGGAUCGAGAUGGAGGCGCUGCCGGAGCCCCCGGUCAGAGGCCCGUUCCCAGGACUCAGGGGGAGCUGACACAGCUGCUGUGUCGGACAUGGCCGCAGACAGCUUCCUGGCGGGCUUGGUGAGCAUCCUGGAUCCCCCAGACACCUGGGUUCCCAGCCACCUGGACCUGCGGCCCGGCGAAAGCGAGGACAUGCUGGAGCUGGUGGCCGAGGUCCGCGUCGGGGACAGGGGUCCGAUCCCUCUGCUGGUGCCCAGCCUGCUGCCGCGUCUCAGGGCCUGGAGGACGGGCAAGACGGUUUCUCCUCAGUCUCACUCUUCUCGACCCACCUGUGCCCGCCACCUCCUCACCUUGGGCACUGGAGAUGGGGGCCCUGCCCCACCCCCUGCCCCCUCCUCUGCGUCCUCCUCUCCUUCCCCUUCCCCCUCAUCAUCCUCCCCUUCCCCUCCUCCUCCCCCACCACCUCCAGCCCCCCCGGCCCCACCCGCCCCCCGAUUUGACAUCUAUGACCCCUUCCACCCCACCGACGAGGCCUAUUCCCCACCACCUGCUCCGGAACAAAAGUACGACCCCUUUGAGCCGACUGGCUCCAACCCCAGUUCAUCAGCCGGGACCCCCUCCCCUGAGGAGGAAGAGGAGGAGGAGGAGGAAGAGGAGGAGGAAGAGGAGGAGGAAGGCCUGUCCCAGAGCAUCAGCCGCAUCUCUGAGACCCUGGCGGGCAUCUAUGACGACAAUAGCCUAAGCCAGGACUUCCCAGGUGAUGAGAGCCCUCCCCCGGACUCCCAGCCCCCGCAGUCCACCGUGGCCGCUGGCACGCCGCCACAGGCGGACUCCACCCGGGUGGACGGCGCCACCCGCCGGCGUGUCUUCGUGGUGGGGACCGAGGCGGAGGCCUGUCGGGAAGGCAAGGUCUCCGUGGAGGUGGUGACGGCAAGUGGAGUGGCCCUGCCGCCCCCCUUACUGCUGCCUGGUGACUCGGAAAUUGAGGAGGGGGAGAUCGUGCAGCCUGAGGAGGAGCCAAGGGUGGCGCUGUCCCUCUUCCGGGCCAGCGGCCGGGCUGCCCGCCCGCCUCCCGCGGCCCAAGCCACCCCCACGACCCAGCCCCCACCCCCACCACCUGUGCCCCGAGCCCCCGAGGGCGAUGACUUCUUGUCUCUGCACGCGGAGUCGGAUGGCGAGGGCGCCCUGCAGGUGGACCUGGGCGAGCCGGCCCCCGCGCCGCCCCCCACCGAUGCGCGCUGGGGCGGCCUGGACCUGCGACGCAAGAUCCUGACCCAGCGGCGGGAGCGGUACCGCCAGCGCUCCCCCUCCCCGGCCGCCCCCGCCCCAGCCGGCCCACCAGCCCGCAAGAAAUCACGGAGGGAGCGCAAGCGCAGCGGCGAGGCCAAGGAGGCCACCUCUUCCUCGUCGGGCGCGCCACCCGCCCAGCCGGCCCCAGCCUCCCCCUGGGACUCCAAGAAGCACCGCUCCCGGGACCGCAAGCCGGGGUCCCACGCCUCGUCGUCCACCCGCCGCCGCUCUCGCUCCCGCUCAGCCCGCCGCCGCUCACGCAGCCCUGACCGCCGCCGUGGUGGCAGCCGCAGGUCCAGGUCUCGGGAGAAGCGGCGCCGGAGACGGCGCUCUGCCUCCCCGCCCCCGGCCACCUCCUCGUCAUCGUCCUCCCGGCGCGAGCGGCACCGAGGCAAGCACCGGGAAGGGGGCAGCAGCAAGAAGAAGAAGAAGCGGUCCCGGUCCAGGGGCGAGAAGCGGUCAGGGGACAGCGAGAAAGCCCUGGUGCCGGCCCAGCCGCCCUCCGGUUCCACCUCCCUGGGCGGGGAGCGAGACAGCCGCCGCCGGGGGGCUGUGCCGCCCUCCAUCCAGGACCUCACGGACCACGACCUUUUCGCCAUCAAGCGGACCAUCACCGUGGGCCGGCCGGACAAGUCCGACCCGCGAGGCCCCUCGCCAGCCCCCGCUUCGUCGCCCAAGCGCGAGGUCCUCUACGACUCGGAGGGACUGAGCGCCGAGGAGCGGGGUGGCAAGAGCGGCGAGAAGGACAGGCGCCGCUCUGGGGCCGCUGCUGCCGCCUCCUCCCGGGAGAAGGGGUCUCGGAGGAAGACGCUGGACGGGGGGGACCGGGACAGGGACAGAGAUAGGGACAGGGACAGGUCAUCCAAGAAGGUCCGGCCCCCCAAGGAGUCGGCACCCUCCUCAGGGCCCCCACCCAAGCCACCGGUCAGCAGCGGCUCUGGCUCAUCGUCGUCGUCCUCAUCCUCGUCCUCCCGGAAGGUGAAGCUGCAGUCCAAGGUGGCGGUGCUGAUCCGGGAGGGCGUCAGCAGCACCACCCCGGCCAAGGAGGCUGCGUCGGCCGGCCUGGGCUCCAUUGGAGUCAAGUUCAGCCGAGACCGGGAGAGCCGCUCCCCCUUCCUCAAGCCGGAGGAGCGGGCCCCAGCCGAGGUGGCCAAAGCAGCUCCGGGCAGUACCAAGCCCAAAAAGACCAAGGUUAAGACCAAGGCUGGGGCCAAGAAAGCCAAGGGGACCAAGGGAAAGACCAAGCCAUCCAAGACCAGGAAAAAGCUCCGCAGUGGGGGCAGCAGCGGGGGCAGCGGUGGCCCUGGAGCACUGAAGAAGUCCAAGGCAGACAGUUGCAGUCAGGCGGCGGGGGCCAAGGGGGCCGAGGAGACUUCCUGGUCUGGGGAAGAGCGGGCAGCCAAGGUCCCCAGCACCCCUCCCCCCAAGGCAGCCCCUCCGCCCCCUGCCCUCACGCCAGACUCGCAGACUGUGGACAGCAGCUGCAAGACCCCUGAGGUCUCCUUCUUGCCCGAAGAGGCUGCUGAGGAGACUGGGGGACGAGGUGUGGUCGAGGAGGAGGAGGAGGAAGAAGAGGAGGAAGAGGAGGAGGAGGAGGAAGAAGAGCAGCAGCCUGCCACCACCACGGCCACCAGCACGGCUGCGGCCGCCCCGAGCACUGCCCCUAGUGCAGGGUCCACCGCCGGGGACUCGGGGGCAGAGGACGGGCCAGCGGCCCGUGUCUCCCAGCUGCCCACGCUGCCCCCACCCAUGCCCUGGAACCUGCCCGCUGGUGUGGACUGCACCACCAGUGGCGUCCUGGCCUUGACUGCACUUCUCUUCAAGAUGGAAGAAGCCAACCUGGCAAGCCGAGCAAAGGCCCAGGAGCUGAUCCAGGCCACCAACCAGAUCCUCAGCCACCGAAAGCCACCCUCCGGUCUGGGGGUGACACCGGCUCCCGUGCCCACCUCGCUGGGUCUGCCCCCGGGCCCCUCCAGCUACCUGCUCCCGGGCAGCCUUCCCCUGGGGGGCUGCGGCUCCACCCCUCCCACCCCCACUGGGCUGGCCGCAGCGUCGGACAAGAGAGAGGGCAGCAGCAGCUCCGAGGGUCGAGGAGACACAGACAAGUACCUGAAGAAGUUGCACACGCAGGAGCGGGCGGUAGAGGAGGUGAAGCUGGCCAUCAAGCCGUACUAUCAGAAGAAGGACAUCACCAAGGACGAGUACAAGGACAUCCUGAGGAAGGCUGUCCACAAGAUCUGCCACAGCAAAAGCGGGGAGAUCAACCCAGUGAAGGUGAGCAACUUGGUGCGGGCCUACGUCCAACGCUACCGCUACUUCCGCAAGCACGGCCGCAAGCCUGGGGACCCCCCGGGGCCUCCACGGCCGCCCAAGGAGCCAGGGCCCCCUGACAAGGGUGGCCCGGGCCUGCCCCUGCCCCCUCUCUGAGACUCCCAGCCCCUACUUCCUCCUCCGCCUCUUUGGAAUUCUGGACAUAUUUAUGGCUCCGCCUCCCCGUGUCCCUCCCCCGUCAGUGGGAAGAUGGGGGAGGGGGGCUGUGGGGAGAGAGCCCCCUGCCCAGCCCCGUGCCCACACCCCUUGUCUCCACGCCUGGCCCCGUCGCCCCUGCCCUCCUCCAUGUCCCCCCCCAAUUUCAUUAAAGAUUUCAUGAAAUGUUUUCCCCGA
Messenger RNA from Artibeus jamaicensis (Jamaican fruit-eating bat), 4988 nucleotides. RefSeq names its product SR-related CTD associated factor 1 (gene SCAF1). The transcript is spliced from 11 exons. NCBI's taxonomy places the organism in Eukaryota, Metazoa, Chordata, Mammalia, Chiroptera, Phyllostomidae. The coding region runs from base 855 to 4751 and encodes 1298 amino acids. Gene Ontology annotation, molecular function: RNA polymerase II C-terminal domain binding. The record is from RefSeq and is a predicted model, not a curated record.